Rhineura floridana is the source of this 1614-nucleotide messenger RNA. It is a transcript of the gene CXCR5, whose product is annotated as C-X-C motif chemokine receptor 5. The record is from RefSeq and is a predicted model, not a curated record. Lineage: Eukaryota; Metazoa; Chordata; Lepidosauria; Squamata; Rhineuridae. The coding region runs from base 13 to 1224 and encodes 403 amino acids. Gene Ontology annotation, cellular component: membrane. The transcript has 2 exons. Gene Ontology annotation, biological process: lymph node development; B cell activation; immune response. Gene Ontology annotation, molecular function: C-X-C chemokine receptor activity.
ACUCUGCUGAGGAUGGCUGAUUCCCAAAUACCAGGCGAGUACAGCGUGGACAUGUGGAACUCAGAUUACAGUGACAACAGAUCAGACUAUGAGCAAAACUACACAAAUGACUAUAUGUGCCCUGCGAUGGAUGACAGUGCCACACAUCGUUUCAGGGAGUUCCUUGUGCCUUUUGUCUACUUGCUGAUAUUCUUGCUGGGGGCCCUAGGAAACCUCCUGGUGAUAGUGAUCCUGUGCUGCUACCGACGCUCGCGCAGCUCCACUGAGCUCUUCCUCUUCCACCUGGCCUUAGCAAAUCUUUUGCUUGUGUUCACUUUCCCAUUUGGAGUGGUACAAAACUUAGCAGGUUGGGUCUUUGGGACUUUCCUCUGCAAAGUGCUCAGUGCCACCAACAGGAUAAACUUCUACAGCAGCAGCUUGCUGCUCGGCUGCGUCAGCGUGGAUCGCUAUCUGGCUGUUGUGUACGCACUGCAGACCUUCCAGAAGCAACGUGCGCUGUGCAUCCACCUGACGUGCCUGACAGUUUGGCUCCUCUCCCUGCUGCUGGCAGUGCCCAACCUGCUCUUCUCAGAUGUCUGGAAGCACAACAACCUCAGCAUCUGCCACUUCAUGGAAUUUGGGGAGCAUGGCAUCAAUGCAUGGCUGGCAACACGUUUCUUGUACCACAUUGUGGGCUUCUUCCUGCCCUCUGCGGUCAUGUGCUACUGCUACACAGCCAUUGUAAGGGCCUUGUGCCGGUCCCAGCGACGACAGCGGCAGAAAGCAGUCAAAGUGGCCAUUCUGGUCACCAGCAUCUUCCUGCUCUGCUGGACUCCUUACCAUGUGAUCAUCUUCCUGGACACGCUCAACAAACUGGGUGCCGGUAGCGAGGAUUGUUCAGCUGGGUUGAGCACUGCCAUUGUGGUGAGUGAGAUGGUUGCGUUUAGCCACUGUUGCCUCAACCCCAUUCUCUAUGCUUUUGUGGGCAUCAGAUUCCGACAUGACGCUUGCCGAGUUCUGAACCGUCUGGGCUGCCUGAGCCAGACCACCAUGCAAGAGGUGCUGGGUACAUGCAGCACAGAGAGCAACAUUUCCGUCACUCGCCAGCCUUCCUCCCCACACCCCACAAAUCCCUUCGGCACGUUACCAGACUCUCGUGCUUGCUUCUCUUCUCCCCAAGCCCUGACUGAGCAAAUGGCUCAGAGGACCAGCGUGGGACUCAGCUUAGGCAAAGUCACAGGCUAGCCCAGCAAGAAUCUAUAGGCUAAAGGCUGGAGUAGCAGAUCCUCAUUUGAUAAGCCAGGCAACAUCUUCUUGGAAGCCUAUGAGUGAGGAACUGCCACAUCCUCCAGUUUUCUGGGGAAAGAUUCCUUCAGCAUUGGCUCAUUGUGCUGUGCUUAUAGAUAUAGAUCCUGCUUUUGCUUCUGACUACUGAGGCUCAGAUUUCACAGAAUCAUAGAAGAGGAGAGUUGGAAGGGACUAUAAGGCUGUCAAGUCCUACCCCCGGCUCCAUGCAGGAACACAAAUCAAAGCAUCCCUGACAGGUGGCUGUCCAGCUGCCUCUUGAAGGCCUCCAGGGUUGGAGAGCCCAUCACCUCCCUAGGUCAUGGGUUCCAUUGUCGUACCGCUCUAACA